Messenger RNA from Coccomyxa subellipsoidea C-169, 1956 nucleotides. RefSeq lists its product as hypothetical. The record is from RefSeq and is a predicted model, not a curated record. Bases 1 to 1956 code for a protein of 651 amino acids. NCBI's taxonomy places the organism in Eukaryota, Viridiplantae, Chlorophyta, Trebouxiophyceae, Coccomyxaceae. The transcript is spliced from 11 exons. Gene Ontology annotation, molecular function: nucleic acid binding; RNA helicase activity; ATP binding. Gene Ontology annotation, biological process: mitochondrial RNA 3'-end processing; RNA catabolic process. Gene Ontology annotation, cellular component: mitochondrial degradosome.
AUGGAGGAGGGCCCUCGCAUAGCUGCCCACCUGACUGCCUUCUCCAAGAGCGCCAAAAUGCGCGACUCCGCUCGCGCCCUCUACAUCAAUAAUCAGCUGUUCUUCACGGCAUCGACGGAGUUCUCCAAGUGGUUUGGCCGGGGCAUGUCAGCGCAGCUGAAGGACACUCUGGUGGCCCUGGAGCCCGGCGAGGCUGAGGACGCCCUCUUCAACCUGUUUGCCCCCUUUGCCCUCAACACCUUCGGCGACCAGAUCAAGAAAUACAGCGAGGCGAUCAAGAUGCUGGACCUGCGCAAACCGCACCUGUGGUAUCCGAUGGCGCGCGCGCUGCAGCGGCGGCUGGUCUACCACAUGGGCCCUACCAACUCGGGCAAGACCUACAAUGCCCUCCGCGCCAUGUGCGCCGCCGAGACCGGCCUCUACUGCGGGCCGCUCCGCCUGCUCGCCAUGGAGGUCUAUGACGAGCUCAACGCCUCCGGCACCUUCUGCAACCUCACCACUGGCCAGGAGCGCAAGGAGGUGCCCUUUGCACAGCAUACGGCUUGCACAAUCGAGAUGACAAACCUGUCAAAGCGUGUGGAUGUAGCAGUGGUCGAUGAGAUCCAGCAAAUUGGGGAUGACUCGCGGGGGUGGGCAUGGACGCGGGCGCUGCAGGGCCUGGCGGCGAACGAGAUCCACAUGUGCGGCGAUGGCUCCGCGCUGCCUUUGGUCAGAACGCUUGCGCACCAGAUGGGCGAGGAGCUGCAGGUGCACAGCUACGAGCGGUUCACGCCGCUGGCGAUAGAGGCUGAGGGGCUGGCGCGCGGGUAUCUGGAUGUGCAGCCUGGGGACUGCAUCGUCGCAUUCUCGCGCCGCGACAUAUACGACAUCAAGCAGCUCAUCGAGGCCGGCACCGGCCAGCGGGUGUGUGUGGUGUACGGUGCGCUCCCGCCAGAGAUGCGGCGGACGCAGGCCCGGCUGUUCAACGAUCCAGACAGCGGCUACGACGUGCUGGUGGCCAGCGACGCAGUGGGCAUGGGCCUCAACCUUAACAUCCGCCGCAUCAUCUUCCACACCCUGGAGAAGACCGACGGCAGCUUCGCGCGCCAAAUCAUGGCAACUCAAACCAAGGGAAUGCUGUGUGCAGGUCGUGCCGGGCGGCGCAACAGCGUGUACGGGCAGGGGCUGGUGACGUGCCUGAACAGGGCGGACAUUCCGCGGCUGCAGGAGGCCGUCGCCACCCCUCUGGAGGCCCUGUCCACGCCCACGGCCGGCCUCUUUCCCGAGUUUGAGCAGCUGGAGGCCUUUGCUGGCAACCAGCUCGAGCAGGACUUCCACAACAUCCUCACCAGGCAGGCCCCUUUACACACAUCCCUGCUAUCAAUGCUGUUUGCAGCGGAGGCGCGAGUAGAUGGCACAUACAUGUUCUGCAAGCAGGAGUCGGUCAUCCAGGCCGCCCGCCUGCUGUCCAAAGUGGAAGGGCUGUCCUUGCAGGAGCGUUUUUGGUUCUGCAUGGCCCCCGCCAACCUGCGCAACCCGGUGGCCGCGGCCGCCCUGCUGCGCUUUGCGCAGAAGUAUGCAGCCAAGCAGCAAGUGCCUGUCGACGUGCCCUGGAAGGACCGCGUCCCCCAGACCUCCCAAGAGCUGUGCGACCUGGAAGCAGCUCACCAGGUGAUCUCGCUGUGGGUGUGGCUGUCCCACCGGUUUGAUGAGGAGUUCUUUGUCGGCCGGCCGCGCGUGGAGGAGAUGUGCGAGCAGAUCAUCUCGAUCAUGUCCGAGGGGUUGCAGCAAAUGUUUGGGCCGACGGCGCUGCUGACCAACCCGAAGCUGCAGAAGGCUGUGUGCCACAGAUUUGCCAGCUGGACCAACGGCGCUAGGAAUGCCGGAGAGAUGGUGCACUACCUGUCGCCCAGCCGGCCUCCCCUAGGCAUGGGCCUGCUGCAGCCUGACCCGCCACUCCUGAGCAAAGUUGCUUGA